Molecule: messenger RNA, 6480 nt
Organism: Pocillopora meandrina
Lineage: Eukaryota; Metazoa; Cnidaria; Anthozoa; Scleractinia; Pocilloporidae
Source: the annotation of a GenBank genome assembly
AAACAACACGGCAGAAAAAUAGAAAGAACAGAAGGUUGCGAUACCACAGAUAAUUCGUUAACUUCAGGGGAUAACCCUGAUCUUCUUGGUCUCCCUGUUCAAACGUCUAGUUCUCCAUCUGAGGAAAGACGUCCAAAAGGAAUCAAAAACUGGCUAAAAGAUCCACACGUGUAUAUGGUAAACCUUCACGUUUCCAACUAUCUUUGUUUGUUGAUUUAAUUGACUCUCUGUGAUAUUUUUUCUCGUGUUUUAAUUCUCAGGUAGCCAUUAUCUUUACAUGUACACGCCUUUCGCAGGACUCUGUACACGGCUAUUUACCGCUAUUCCUCACAGAGGGAUUAUCAUUUCCCAAGGUAUAUUUCAGUCUGAAGUGCUCAGUUGUUUUCAAACUCAUUGAUAAUUAUAAUAAUAUCAUCGUAUUUUUUUCCGUGAGUCAGGCAGCUACCGCUUAUUUUCCACUCGUCCUCCUAACCAGUGGCUCUAUAGCGAGUUCAGCCUGUAACAAACUGAAAAGGAAAAUUGGAAGUAAGGUAAGACCUAGAUUAACAGCUUUUUCUAGAUGGUCAUUCCACGUUUGUGAUGGUGGAAAUGCAUUGAUUGCGCCGGAUUAUCUACUUGAUGAUGAUGAUCGGCUGAGAGGGGAAAUAAAUCAACGAUCAUCUUAAUGGCUUUAUUCCACUUAAUUCGACGCAUGAACCAUCUUUUCUCAAGUUACGAUAGUCAGGAGUUCGAUUCUUUAAGGGAUUCUCGGAUCUUUUCUAUGUCUCUCGCUUGUUACAGAACCAAGAACAACCUUAUUUGUUAAAUUAGUCUUGAUAACUUUCAUACUUUCGUUGAUAUCCACAUCUGGUGGAGCUACCUUCUGGCAAGUUUAUUAGUGAUGGGUGGCGCUGUUUGGAGCUAUUUUCAAACCCUCUCCACCAGACAAUCAACUUAUGCACCAAUGGUUAUGAUAGGAAGUGGUCUGUCAAUUAUGUGCGUCAUGGCACUGGUCUUCAUCACUGAGCUGAUCGGGGAAAAUAAGGUUAGUGCUUUGAAACAAGUUUCAAAGGUUUCGAGGAGAGGCUAAGUCGCAAACUCUGAUCAGUUCAGUUACAGUGUAUUUUCAACCAGCUAUCGGACCAAUUGACUGAAAAAGUAGUCAUUUUUGAAAUUGAAAUGACAUAGAACUUCUUUUAAAUGUCGCAAUACAAAAUAAAUACUAAUCACAACUCUUAGCCAGAGCGGAGGAAAAUCUCACAAGCAGCUAAUGAGAAUUUAAAGUAAAUACAGUUAGACUGCCUGAAGUUUGGGGAAUUUCGAGUGACAUCUGAUCGGUUGAGAGAUUGUUGCGAGUUUUCAAGGCCAAUCACAGAGGGUAAUGAAAAAGAACCGUUCCAGUCGCGGACUGGUUUAACAAUCAAGACCUUCAGUUUGAUUGGCGAUCAUUUCAGUACCUUUUUCUCUCUUGACGUAAAUGUUUGGUUCAGCAGUGACAAUGUGAGGAGAAAUUAAAGACCUGUUGGUCUUAGGAGUAGAACUAAUGUUGGUUUCCCAUCUGAGAUCAAUGAGUUAAUACGGUGAUUUCCUUUCAGGAAUCCAGUGGAUCAGUGUUUUCCAUUAUCACUGUAAUUGCCAGAAUCUCAAGUGGUGCACUUAUCAUUGGUAUACAGGAAUUUUAUCCGAAAGAAAGGUUAGUCUAUCAAAUCUUUAUUGUAAUUUACCCUAGAAGGAACAAGAAACAUGGUAUUUAAAACGUUUAGAUGACCAGCCGAUUUCUUAAAACUCGAAAAGUGUAUUCAACAGGUUUGUCUUUACCAGCUUGACCAGGCCAUCGUUGACCAUUUUAAAUUGUAAUGAAAGUUUUAAAAUUAUAAAUUAUUUAGUAAACUCCUCAAUUCCUUUAUUCAAUUUAGAACCAGCUCAAAUGAGGCGGUUAGCAGCUACGUACGGCAUGUGUUUGUAAUGGCGCCUGGAGUAUUAACUCUGGUGGCAUUCUUGCUGGUUUUGUUUUUCCAACCAUCUAACUUUAUCUGCAAAAGUAAAGGUAAGUACAUUGUCAAGCUGUUAGACGUCUCUAACUUGGGUAACGUAAGGAGAAUAACUGCAAAUACUCUUAAUUACCCCCUGACGCAAUCGUGUCAAGCGUUCCUCUGUUUAAAUUAGAAAUCUGAUUAAAUGACACAAGCCUGUGUAAUGCAUUUACCUUGCGAUGGUUGUGUGUCUAUGUAGUACUGUCGUGCUCAGUUAAUAAGACGGUUUUAAACUUAGAGCUUCAGGUUUGCUAGUCAACAUUACACGUGGUUGUCUUUGUUGUGAACGAAAACUUCCUCUGUCAAUUUAUUCUUCUAGUUUCAGAAGAUGUUGAGGCUCUACACGGUCAAUCGUCUUUUGAUGUUCAAGUUAACCAAUGUCCAUCGGGAGUCAAAGCAACGUCAAGCCACAGCUUGGAUGAUAGUCACAAUACCUCCAUCGUGGUGGUGGAUUCUUGUUCUGAGGACUCAAAACUUUGAGUUCUUUGAAAAUUGCAUUAUGCGUAGAGGUUCUAUCAAGUUAAAAUCAAAGAGAUUGUAAAGUUCAUUUCUGCCUGUUAUUGUUUAGAUUUUACAUGAAAAGUUUUGCGAUCGUAGAAUUCCGUAAAUAAAAGGAGACAUGUCGUAAUAACUUCUCGCACCAUGAUGGACGAGAGUGUACUUUUCCUAAAUUUUAGAUAAAUAGUGAUCUUCUAUAUUUAAUAAUUAUAACAAUAUCAUUGUAUCUUAAUUGAAAAUGAGUCUAUCAAUUUUCAAAUUUUUUUCAGAUUUUCUUGUUUUCUAUUGAUAGCUCAAAGUUUUCUUCGAACCUCGCGCUUGGAAAACUGUUCACAUCUCGGAACAAAUAAUGUGAAAUAAUGUGUUUACGUAGACGCGUAAAUUCCACUCAAGGAGGUGAACACAGUCUUAGAUCACCAGAGAAAAUAAAAUGAAUGAAACUUUAUUGUAUCCUUAUUAGUAAGUUACUUUGUGACAAGCGUAUUUCCACAUCUUCUCAUCGCUCCUUGUUUUUAUUUUCAGAGUUAUUUUCCAACCACAAAUGACAACCACGGUAACCCAGGCUCGCACAAUGAACCUCCAUAAUGAUGUACAUAUUUUUUUGUUUCGUUACACUCGCGCCAUCAUCACGUAGUUUUGAAAAUUAAAGAAAACUUAUAUCGCUUCUGUGUUUCUUCCUUUGAAACUUGUGAGUUUUCUAGGCUAAAAUAUGGCCGUUUAAGUCUUUUAAAAUUCCCCUAAAACUCAUUGUGCAAGCUUUGGCCAAAUGUACUAAGAAUCGAAAUACUACCCCGACUGAGGAUUCAGAGCUAAACACUUCAGGUAACUUUACGCCUGAUUCUACAGCCUUGAAUUCAUCUAAAACCAAUUACUACAUAUGCGAAAUCACCUACACCUAAACUUUGAAACAAACCGCAGGGUGCUCAGAGUUGUUGCCUGCUCCACAUUUUUAGCGAAAGCUGUGAUAAAGGCCAGAUGAUUUAUCUCCACCAUGUUGAACGACAGGCCCCUCAAUGCUUCUAAGAAGCUGUAAUAAAAAACUGGAAGCCAGGUCUGCUCUCUGCCUUCACAAAGAAGGCAACGAUUCAUCAAAAGAGGAAAGUUGAUUGCCAUCAAGCAUGUUGCGAUAAGAUGCCAAGAUUUACUUCCGAAUUUCCUUGAAAUGAAAGGAAUAUCGACUCGAUCACCAAAAUAACCAAUGAGCACUGAGAAAACUGCUUCCGAUAUUGGACCAGUAAAUGUUAUUAUUGACACUUGCGAAGCUCGAAGCUCUUUUACAUUUACAAAAAACAGGAAUUGGAAGGAUGUCAACAGCAUUCGGCAAUAUCGUUCAAUAUGUUUCCCGCAGCACAAGAUAACCUUUCCCUUCUCCGCAUUUUGGUCAAAAGUUAUCAAAUAAGUUUCUCUUCGCGCGAUUGUUACACCACAAUUACUCGUAUAUCCACUCUGCCAAAUAAAUAUGUUUGAACCCUCAGAAUAAAAAAUUAGAUCCAUAGCGUUUAGACUUUUUCAAACUCAGAUAUUGUCUUAUCAUGUUGAAAACCGAGGACGUCAAAAUGAAGUAUCGCAAUGAUUGUCUUUUUUUUCAGUGUUAUAAGGAACUCACUACCCUUAAUUGUAACUUAAUCGUAAGAAAGGUCUCUCCAGCUGCCAUCCAGCCUUCUUCAUAAACAGUCGUCCUUUUAAACAUCCCUGAAUAUAAUUUUCCUGUUUAUCAUCAAAACAUGCGGAGGUAGAAUAAGUUACAUGGGCUGGAUCGUGAUAUCACGAUAAGCAGACAAUUUAGGUAAAAUGCUCGAUGUCAGGAUUGUUGGAUAGUGACUUUAUUUACUGAAAACGUGUUGUCACGCAAUUUCACGCGUAAAGUAGCUAAUUGAGCAUGACCCUCGUGGUGAGCACCAGCUGAAUAAUAACCAACACCAAUACUAAAAACCUGUCUUCGUUCUAAGUCUGAUGUUUCUUUUACGAUACUGACCAAAGAAACUUUUUACCCUAAUGCAAGAAAUUGAAUUUAAAAACACUUAAGCCUAAAAUAAGGAACAAGCUGGGUAUGAUCAGAGGGUGCUAACUGUAAUAUAUUUUUUCUACAUAUCAGUCUGCAAUAGACUUUGUAUUUCUACAGCUAACCUUUAUUUUUCAUUCGUCAGUUUAUAUUUGAUCUUAUUCUUGUUACAAUAUUUUUAGUAGGGAAUAUGCUGGUCUAGAUAUUGACUCUGAACAACCUUACUUCAGAGCCUAAACAAGGAACCUCCCCCUCUCUUCCCUUCCUUUCACCCUCCCUGCCCCCUGGCCUCCCUCCCCUCCCAGCCCUCCCAGCCCUCCCAGCCCUCUCUGCCCUCCUCUCCUUCGCCUCAUUUUCUCAUGCUUGAAAAUUAGUUUCAGGCGAAAUUAAGACUGCGAACAUGACCAUACUAGUUCUUAAAAACCAAAAAUGUCAUAAUACACGUAGCUAUAAUCUAUGAAAAGUUUUUGCCUCUCCGCGAUUGAUCUAAACGGUUCACAUUAUUUGUUCCGAGAUGUGAACAGUUUUCCGAGCGCGAGGUUCAAAGAAAACUUUGAGCUAUCAGUAGAAAACAAGAAGAUCUGAAAAAAAUUUUAAAAUUGAUAGAAUCAUUUUCAAUUAAGAUGCAAUGAUAUUGUUAUAAUUAUUAAAUAUAGAAGAUCACUAUUUAUCUAAAAUUUAGGAAAAGUACACUCUCGUCCAUCUUGGUGCGAGAAGUUAUUACGACUUGUCUCCUUUUAUUUUACGGAAUUCUACGAUCGCAAAACUUUUCAUGUAAAAUCUAAGCAAUAACAGACAGAAAUGAACUUUACAAUCUCUUUGAUUUUAACUUGAUAGAACCUCUACUCAUAAUGCAAUUUUCAAAGAAUUCAAAGUUUUGAGUCCUCAGAACAAGAAUCCACCACCACGAUGGAGGUAUUGUGACUAUCAUCCAAGCUGUGGCUUGACGUUGCUUUGACUCCCGAUGGACAUUGGUUAACUUGAACAUCAAACGACGAUUGACCGUGUAGAGCCUCAACAUCUUCUGAAACUAGAAGAAUAAAUUGACAGAGGAAGUUUUCGUUCACAACAAAGACAACCACAUGUAAUGUUGACCAGCAAACUUGAAGCUCUAAGUUUAAAACCGUCUUAUUAACUGAGCACGACAGUACUACAUAGACGCACAACCAUUGCGAGGUAAAUGCAUUACACAGGCUUGUGUCAUUUAAUAAGAUUACUAAUUUAAACAGAGGAACGCUUGACACGAUUGCGUCAGGGGGUAAUUAAGAGUAUUUGCAGUUAUUCUCCAUGCGUUACCCAAGUUAGAGACGUCUAACAGCUUGACAAUGUACUUACCUUUACUUUUACAGAUAAAGUUAGAUGGUUGGAAAAACAAAACCAGCAAGAAUGCCACCAGAGUUAAUAAUCCAGGCGCCAUUAGAAACACAUGCCGUACGUAGUUGCUAACUGCCUCAUUUGAGCUGGUUCUAAAUUGAAUAAAGGAAUUGAGGAGUUUACUAAAUAAUUCAUGAUUUUAAAACUUUCAUUACAAUUUAAAAUGGUCAACGAUGGCCUGGUCAAGCUGGUAAAGACAAACCUGUUGAAUACACUUUUCGAGAUUUAAGAAAGCGGCUGGUCAUCUAAACGUUUUAAAUACCAUGUUUCUUGUUCCUUCCAAGGUACAUUACAAUAAAGAUUUGAUAGACUAACCUUUCUUCUGGAUAAAACUCCUGUAUACCAAUGAUAAGUACACCGCUUGAGAUUCUGGCGAUUACAGUGAUAAUGGAAAACACUGAUCCACUGGUUUCCUGAAAGGAAAGCACCGUAUUAAAUCAUUGAUCUCAGAUGGGAAACCAACAUUAGUUCUAAUAUUUACGUCACGUAACUCAUAUUUACGUUACGUAAGUCUUUACUCCUAAGACCAACAGGUCUUUAAUUUCUCCUCACAUUGUCACUGCUGAACCAAACAUUUACGUCAAGAGAGGAAAA